Messenger RNA from Eimeria maxima, 910 nucleotides. RefSeq lists its product as hypothetical. The transcript is spliced from 5 exons. The record is from RefSeq and is a predicted model, not a curated record. Lineage: Eukaryota; Apicomplexa; Conoidasida; Eucoccidiorida; Eimeriidae. The annotation marks the transcript as partial.
AUGCCAGGUGAUAAACAUUCCUCUGCGCCGUCCACCUCACUGCAAAAGGCAGAUUCGAGAGGUGCAAUUCCAGUAGAAGCGACUCAUGAUGAGCCUUCCAGUUCUCCGUGGUGGUCUUUUGGGCUAAUUUCCGCUGCUGCGGCUGCCGCUGCUGCAGUGACCGGAGGGAGUGCGACAAAUGCAGGAACAUCUCCUGAAGAGGCAUCUGGCGAUGACGCCCCAGGUGCAGCAGGAGCAGCCGAAGGAGCAGCUGAAUCAGAAGGGGAGGCAGCACAAGCAACAGAAGACGAUGGGGGGGGUGGCACUGUGCGGUUUCAUCCGGAGGCCACACAGGGGGGUAAGGGGACGGGGAGGCGACGGCGGAUGCAAGAGGACGCAGUUGCCAAUAUGGGCUUUGUGGAGCUCGUUGAGAAUCUGUUGCUGACGCAUGACAGCAGCAACAGAAGGGGAUUUAGGAGCAGCAGCAUAGGAAGCAUCGUGACGGAGGUUAGUAGUGAGCCGGACAGCGACGCCGAUUCAGGAUACCUGCGCGCUGAGCAGGGUGGAGAGGAAGAGAUCGGCUGGGAGUGGGAGGCGGAGGAGAUUUCCGCUUUUGCUUUGCAAAUCCACGCGAAGAUGCGCCAACAGUUGGAGCAGGAGGCUGCAUUUGUGGAAAUAGGCUUUAAGAGCGGCAUCGCCCUCAUGACCGGGGCACUUGCCAUUGAGGAUGACACGAAAAUGCAGUUACACGAGGGUCGUCUUGCUGGCUUGGGUUUGACGCCCUUGGAUGAUGAGACAGAGACAAACGUGGAGAGGAUGGACCUUGGCAUGCUGCUGACCCUCACACCAGAUAACUACGAACAGUGGCGUGACUUCUCGGCUCCGCCUCAGCCCGUGCUGAGGUUCCAGUCAAAUAAUCGCCAGCCCAACA